This is a messenger RNA of Contarinia nasturtii (swede midge), 2790 nucleotides long. Its product is annotated as mucin-2-like. Gene Ontology annotation, molecular function: peptidase inhibitor activity. Gene Ontology annotation, cellular component: extracellular matrix. The transcript is spliced from 3 exons. The coding region runs from base 20 to 2743 and encodes 907 amino acids. NCBI's taxonomy places the organism in Eukaryota, Metazoa, Arthropoda, Insecta, Diptera, Cecidomyiidae. The record is from RefSeq and is a predicted model, not a curated record.
AGCAAAGUCAACGACCACUAUGUCAUCUCCUGAAGAUUCAACAAACUCGACUGAAGCAAAGUCAACGACCACUAUGUCAUCUUCUGAAGAGUUAACAAAAUUGACAACAACUAAAAGACCAAUGCCAGAAACCAAAAUACUUAAAGUGAAAAGAACCAAUAUACCUACAACAAAAAGAACUAAAGGACCAACGACAACAACCAAAAUACUCAAAGUGAAAAGAACCAAUAUACCUACAACAAAAAGAACUAAAGGACCAACGACAACAACCAAAAUACUCAAAGUGAAAAGAACCAAUAUACCUACAACAAAAAGAACUAAAGGACCAAAGACAACAACCAAAAUACUCAAAGUGAAAAGAACCAAUAUACCUAUAACAAAAAGAACUAAAGGACCAACGACAACAACCAAAAUACUUAAAAUGCCAACAACCACGACACCAACAACUUCGAAGUCAACACCAAGUAGAAACGAAUCAUGUACUUACAACAAUGUGAAAUACAAACACGGAAGUAAAAUUCAGGAAUACUGUAACCUAUGCGCAUGUGACAAUGGACAAUGGAAUUGCACACAUAAACAAUGUACUGGACGGUGUGUUUUUUGGGGAGAUCACUAUUUUAAAACAUUUGACGGAUUGAUCUAUAGCUACAAUGGUCAAUAUUCGUCUCAUUUGCUUCAACUGGGUGACGAGAUUGAUAUCAUUUCACACCAUAUACCCUGUUCAUAUGGUGUGGCCAAAGUAUCGUGUUUAACAGGAAUCACGCUUAAAGCAAAUUACUUGGGUCUAUCAACAUCCAUUGAUUUCUACAAUAAUUCGAAAAUCAUUAUUAAGAUUGAUGAAGUCGAUAAAACAUCAUAUCUUCCAAUUGCUCUGUUGCACGAUCGUGUUUACCUUCGUAGAGAGGACACAGGUGUGGUGUCAGCCACAUUCUCGGAUGGUUUAAAAGUAACAUGGAAAAUCAAUGAACUUAAUGAAAUUUCAAUAACCAUCGAUUCACCUACUUCUUAUAUUGGCCGCACAAGUGGUUUAUGUGGAAUGUACGAUGGAGACCAUUCAAAGGACUUGAAAAUACCAGACGGUGCCAUAAAUAUUAAUGCUACUGUCUCUGAAAACUCAUGGCACUAUAAAUCCACAACAGAUAUUUGCGCAUCAAAUCCAAAACGCAUGCAGAAAGCACAAAAAGCAUGUUCUUAUUUGAAGAGUGAUGUUUUCGUUAAUUGCAGUAUGGAUUCCAAAAGAUAUUACAAGACUUGUAUGCACGUUUUGUGCGUAACAUAUACUGAUGAGAAAUUUAAUGCCCGGAAAGAUUCAGUUUAUGAUGAAUAUGCAGAAGAAUGCAGUCGUAAAAGUGGAAAAACUAUUCAUUGGAAAGAUGUAACGUGUCCCAUCGGUCAAGUGUUCGCAAAUUGCUCCAAAUGGUCUUAUCGCAGCUGUAAUGACGUACUUUCACCAUAUACACAAAAUUUUAGUACUUCUUGUGUCGCCAGCUGUCGUUGUCCAGAAGGUCAGGCUUUUAACAUUAACGGCAAAUGUGUCGCAAUCAAAGAAUGCGCAGAAAAAACAUGCACCCACAACGACCGACAGUACACACUCGGAAGUAAAGUUCAAAAAGAUUGUAACACAUGCAAAUGUCAGAAGAAUGGACAAUGGAAUUGCACUGAAAUUAAAUGCCCUAAACCAGAUAGGUGCAAAUCAAAUUCAUCACACAAAAAAAAGGUAUACGAAGCAUGUUCUGAUUUGAAUAAGACCCUCUCCAACUGCCCCGUUGAUUUCGAAAAACAUUUCGAGACUUGUUUAUAUGACUUGUGCGUAGCAGAUACUGACGAGAUAUUUAAUGCAUGGAAAAGUGCAAUCAAUGACGAAUAUAUAAAUAAAUGCAAUAAGAGCAGAGAAAUUCAGCAACCCUACAGGCCUAAAGGGUGCACAUCAAAUCCAUCACACAAACAAAAGGUAAUCGAAUCGUGUUCUCAUUUCAAGAAAAACUUCGCCGACUGCCCCGUUGAUGUCUCAAAAUAUUACGUGACUUGUUUGGAUUACUUGUGCGCAGCAUAUACUGACGAGAUAUUUGAUGCAUGGAAAAAUGUAAUUUACGACAAAUAUAAAAAUAAAUGCAAUCAGUCUGGAGAAGCAAAACAACGCGACCACUGCGCAUCAAAUUCAGAACACAAUCGGAAGGCAUUAAAAGCGUGUUUUAGUUUGAAGAGGGACAUUUUUACUCACUGCUCCGUUGAUGUAUCAAAAUUUUACCAGAAAUGCUUAAAUGACUUGUGCGCCGCCGAUACUGACGUCACAUUUAAAGCCAGGAAAAAUCGAGCUUACAAUGAAUAUAAAAAUGCAUGCAGUCGCACGGUGAAAUGUCCAGCUGAACAAAUUUACACAGAUUGUUCGAAAUGGUCUUAUCACAGCUGUCGCGAUGUAUUACCACCAUAUUCGAAGAACUCUAAGACAUAUUGCAUUGUCGGUUGCCGUUGUCCAGAAGGACAAGCUUUUGACAUUAGCAAUCGAUGUGUCGCAGUCAAAGAAUGUAAAAGCAGGGCAUGUACUUACAACAAUGUGCAAUACCAACAAGGAAGUCAAAUUAAGCAAGAUUGUACCUCAUGUAAGUGUUACAAUAGUCAAUGGACCUGCACCAAAAACAAAUGCACUUUUAGAUCUCGCUUUUAUUCGACCAAACUGAAUGACCGUAACGUACGAGCAAAUUUAUCUUUAAAGCAAAGCAUCUAUAAAUACCGUACAUAUUAGACAUCCACUGUUGGGUAGUGACCGCUAGUCUGGCUCAAUACAUUAAA